Molecule: messenger RNA, 1155 nt
Organism: Symbiodinium natans
Lineage: Eukaryota; Dinophyceae; Suessiales; Symbiodiniaceae
Source: the annotation of a GenBank genome assembly
AUGCGGAUCGCCAUGUUCUCCUGGGAGUCCCUUCACUCCAUCUCAAUAGGAGGCGUCGCGCCGCACGUCACGGAACUGGCGGCCGCACUGCAGCGGCGGCAGCACGAGGUCCACGUCUUCACACGAAGGGCUGAGGGCCAACAAUUACACGAGGAGAUCUAUGGUGUGAUGUAUCACCGCGUGAACAGCCCGCCCUGUGAAGACCUGGUUGAUCAGAUGGAGAAGAUGUGCAACUCCAUGGCCUGGGCUUUCGGCGAGACCGCGGGACUUAUUGGCGACUUCGACAUUGCACACGCCCACGACUGGAUGGCCUGCAAGGCGAUGGUGCAAUGCAAGAACACUCACGGCACAAGGUGCAUCUUCACUUUCCACAGCACUGAACAAGGUCGUUCUGGAGGCCCCGGCGGAGGGUCUCAGCGAGUCACCGAUUGGGAAGGUGAGGCCUCCUUCGUCGCUGACCGCGUGAUCGCCGUGAGCGAGCGUCUGAAGGUCGAGGUCUGCGACACUUACCAAAUUCCGGAGGGCAAGGUUUGGGCGAUCAACAACGGUAUCCAGUGUGCACGCUUUGAUGGCAUGCUGGAGGACCCGGCUGCGGUGAAGGGGUGCUAUGGGAUUGGGCCCUUAGAUCCGGUCGUGCUCUUUGUGGGAAGGAUGGUGGGAGGGAUGAAAGGUGGGGAUUUGCUCAUGGAGGCGGUGCCCGACAUCCUGGGCUGCCAUGGGGAUGCCAAAGUGGUCUUCGUAGGAGACGGGGACAACAAGAUGCACUGCGACCACCGUGCGAAGGAGAUGAAUGUAGAGGGCUCCGUGAGGUUCUUGGGACCCCGUUCGGGGGGUGAGCUGGUGAAUUUGUUCAAGAUCGCCGACUGCGUAGUGGUCCCCAGCCGCUAUGAGCCUUUUGGGCUGACGGUUUGCGAGGCCUGGGCGGCGGGCAAAGUGGUCGUGGCCUCGGAUCAGGUGGGCUGUCCUGUUGCCCAUGGCGAAGAUGGCUGGGUGGUCUCGGCCACCAAGGAAGGCGUUGCUUGGGGUGUUUCAGAGGUCUUCAAGGACUUCGAUCGUGCUAGGGAGAUGGGCAAGAACGGCCGCGUCAAGGCGGCAUUCUCCUUAUCCUGGGAUGCCUGUGCCGAAGUCACGGAGAAAGCCUACUGCGAGUUCUGA